Messenger RNA from Centropristis striata (black sea bass), 5847 nucleotides. RefSeq names its product cytochrome P450 3A30-like. Gene Ontology annotation, molecular function: oxidoreductase activity, acting on paired donors, with incorporation or reduction of molecular oxygen; heme binding; iron ion binding. The transcript is spliced from 12 exons. The coding region runs from base 395 to 1747 and encodes 450 amino acids. The record is from RefSeq and is a predicted model, not a curated record. NCBI's taxonomy places the organism in Eukaryota, Metazoa, Chordata, Actinopteri, Perciformes, Serranidae.
UGUAGGCUGUGCCCAAGAAAAAUGUGCCAAAUCUUCUCAUUAUUUUGCUGUUGCUAUUGACUCUUAUUUUGAGCUUUUGGUACUCCCAGGUGAUGCCAAUCAGGUGCCAAUCAGAAACUUGAUUGGCAGCACCUGUGAGAAUCGGCCCUGCUAGAGUGAGUAGUCAGUACAGUCAGUGUCUGUUCCACCAUCACACUGGUGGAGGCAUUGUGAUGGUGUGGGGCGGUAUCUCCCUCACUGGAAAAACGAGGCUUAUCAUCAUUGGAGGCAAUCUCAAUGCAGAGAGAUAUCGAGAUGAGAUUCUGUAACCAGUGGCAAUCCCAUAUCUCCACAUUCUGGGUGUGCUGUUGGUGCCAGAGUGACCAACACAACCAGGUUGGCUGACUUACGACAGAUGCUGGUUGAAGAAUGGGAGGCCAUCCCACAGCAGCGUGUGACCAGCAUGUAUGAGCUCAGAAGGCCGGUGCUGUUUGUGAUGGAACCCGACAUGCUGAAAACCAUCUUGGUGAAAGAGUGCUUCACCUACUUUACCAACCGGCUGGACCGCGGCCUGGUCGGGGACCUCUAUGACGCAGUGGGAUCUGCUAAGGAUGAUCACUGGAGAAGGAUUCGUAACAUCCUCACUCCCAUUUUUACCUCUGGACGUAUAAAAGAGAUGUUUAACAUCGUGAAACAUCACUCCCGCAAACUGACUGACAGCCUGCAGUCCAAGGCGCUGAAUAAAGUUAUCACUGUGAAACACGUCUUUGGAGCCUACACUAUCGAUGUUAUGGCGAGCACUGCAUUCAGUAUCGAUGCCGACUCAAUCAACGACCCCUCAGGUCCCCUCAUGACCCACAGCACCAAGCUGUUUUCAGUACCCAAUACUAUUUUCUUAUUAUCAGGGAUGUUUCCCUUUUGCCGUCCUCUCUUGGAGCUGCUGGGUUACUCUAUGUUUUCUAAGACUUCUACUGGCUUCUUUAAAACACUUAUGGACAAGGUCAAAGCUGAACGCAAUGGGAGCUCACACCAGUAUUCUGGAGAUUUCCUCCAAUAUAUGAUGAACUGUCAGACUGCCAGUGAAUCCAAGACAGAAAAGCAGAAUACAGGUCUUACUGAUCAUGAGAUCUUCUCUCAAGCCACAAUUUUUAUGUUUGCUGGUUACGAAACGAGUACCAACACUCUCGUGUUUGUGGCCUACACUUUAGCAAGACAUCCUGAAGUCAUGAAACGCCUGCAAGAGGAGAUAGACUCCACUUUUCCUAAUAAGGGUGAGGUUGAAUAUGAAGCUCUGAUGCAGAUGGCGUACCUGGACUGUGUCGUCAAUGAGGUUCUGAGGCUCUAUCCUCCAUCCGCACGUUUGGAACGAACUGCCAAAGAAACUGUCUACAUCAACGGGAUCACAAUCCCAAAGGGCAUGGAUAUUAUGGUUCCAGUCUACGCCAUGCACCACGACCCUGAGCUGUGGCCAGAGCCAGAGGAGUUCAAACCAGACAGAUUUAGUAAGCAGAACAAGCAGAACAUCGAACCGUACACUUACCUGCCGUUCGGGGUCGGGCCGAGGAACUGUUUGGGGAUGCGCUUUGCCCUGCUGAUAGUGAAACUGUCCUUGGUGAACAUUUUGCAGAACUUCAGCUUCUCGGUCUGUGAAGAGACAGAGAUCCCUUUGAAGAUGAGCUAUGAAGGCCUCACUGGACCCCUCAGACCAAUCAAGUUGAAGCUGGUGCCACGUUCAACCACCUCAGGAAAUGUGGACAAGUCAGACUAAGAAGUACUUAAAGUCUGAACUAUUCUAUAAUUGUAAUUUUAUCUACUUAACACACUACUGAAAGUUCACUACUAUAAGAUUUUAAUCUUUAUAAGAAGUUUAUAUUAUAUUAUAUAUUAAGUUUAUAAGAAGAACGGAAUCCAAAAAAAAAAAAGUUGAUUUUUGGAAAACAAGACUGGAAUUUUAUGUCAAAUUUGGUGAGAAUUAGAUAAUAACAAUUCAUUUUAUUUAUGGCCGCAUGUCUGAACACUCAAAGUCACCUUCCAAAAUCAACAAUAAAACACUCAGUCCAUCAAACAAGCAGUCAUAAAAGCAGGCGAUAAAACUACAUACAAAUACUAAUAAAUAUAAAUAAUAAAUAAUAAAUAAAUAAUACUGAUAAUAACAAAGAGAAAGUGGGGUCAUUUAAGUGAAAGCAGAUGAAAUUAAAGGGAGUAGGCCUGUCUAAAGAGAUGGGUUUUCAGGGACGAUUUGAAGGUGGUAAUGGAAGUGGAGUUUCGGAUGUAAUGAGGCAGAGAGUUCCAGAGGUGGGGGCUGAGCGACUGAAAGAUUUUGACCCCAUAGUGACCAGAUGGGCAGGUGGGAGGAAGAGCUGGAUGGAGGAAGAGGACCUGAGAUAACGGGUGGGUGUCUUGUUAUGGAGAAGCUCGGUGAGAUAGGGUGUGACCAGGGCGUGAACUAGAAUUUCAGCACUGUCAGGGGAGAGAGAUGGGCGCAAGCGAGAGAUGUUAUGUAAAUGGCACACCUGGUAGAGCGUGUACCAUAGGGGCAUUGUCCUCAUAAGGCCCACUUCCCGAUUCCGACUCGGAGCCCUUUCCCGCAUGUCUUCCCCUCUGUCUCCCCCUUCACUCUGUCCUAUCAAUAAAGCCAAAAUAAUAAUAAUAAUAAAUAUAUAUAUAUAUAUAUAUAUAUAUAUAUAUAUAUAUAUAUAUAUAUAUAUAUAUACUUUCAUGAUUAGUAAACAUUGUUAGUAUUUAAUGGGUUCGAGGGAGAGAGAGAUGAGGUUCAGAUUUCGUGACCUGAAACCAGUCUGUGUGUAUCAGGGACAUGUAAGGGAACCCGGAGAUCUCUGUAAUAUUGCACAUUUCUUGACGUAUUGUAAUAAAAAUUAUGUUAAAUUGAGAACUUGGACGUCUCCUGCUCAUCAUUCCCCAUUAAACGAUCUGCGCAGAGAAAAUAGGUGAGGUUGGUGUCAGAAUAUUACAUUUUCAAGGUUUCCUCAAGCUAUUUUUCUAACAAAAAUUCAUUUAUUUUAGAGAGAAUGGAUUUGGUACCAAUUAGGAGGAGUUCUGUUUUUUCACUGUUGAGUUUGAGGAAGUUUUGGUUGGACCAGGAUCUGAUUUCCUGAAGACAGUUGGAUAGGGAUGUGGAAGGGAGGGACAUGGUGGGUUUGGUGGACAGGUAGAGCUGGGUGUCAUCUGCAUAGCAAUGGAACUGAAUGUUAUAUUGACAGAAAAUAUGUCCUUGGGGGAGAAGGUAGAUGAUGAACAAAAGGGGUCCAAGGACAGACCCUUGGGGAACACCAGCGGAGUGGGGGAGAAGUUGGAUAUGAAUGAUUUAAGUUGGACGAACUGAGUACGGCCUGAGAGACAUGAUUUAAACCAGUCCAGGGGUGUAUCAGAUAAUCCAAGGGAGGCUAGUCGGUGGAUGAUGAUGGUGUGGGAAAUGGUGUCAAAUGCCGCACUCAGGUCCAGAAGGAUGAGAAUUGUUAGAAGUCCAGAGUCCACAGCCAUUAGGAGGUCAUAUUAGUUAUUUUAACAAGAGCUGUUUCAGUGCUGUGAAGGGGACGGAAGCCUGAUUAAAGCUGUUCAUAGAGACUAUUGUGGGAGAGGUGGUCAUGAAUCUAAGAAGCAACUGUUUUUUCAAGAUUUUUUGAAAGGAAGGGGAGGUUGGAGAUUGGGCAGUGGUUGUUGAAGUUGCUGGGGUCAGCACCAGGUUUCUUGAGAAUGGGGGUUAUUGCAGCUGAUUUGAGGGGUGAUGGAACAAUACCAGAGAUGACAGAGGAAUGGAUAACUGCAGUUAGAAGAGGGGUAAGGGAGUGAAUGCAAGAUUUAACCAGUAUAGUGUGGAGAGGAUCAAGUUGGUUAUUUCAGCACCAGAGGGGAGGGUGAAGUCAGAGAAAGGAUGGGAAGAAGAGAUUUGAAAGUCAAGGGAGGCUUACUGCUGGUGGAUAUGGUUAAUCUUAGUAUUAAAAAAUGUCAUAAUGGAGUUACAGGAGUCAGUGGAGAGAUGAGGUGGGAGAGUGUCAGGUGGGCCUAGUGUUUUGUGAACCAGUGAAAAAAGUGCCUGAGAUGUUUUUUGCAGUGGAAAGAGAAUCUUCAUGGAAAAUGAAAUGGGUAUUAAACAUUUGUUUGUGGAUGGUGUGACCAGUUUUUCUGUAGAGGCGUUUCAGUUGGCGACCUCUGGCUUUCACAUGAAAUGUGUAGAAGAUACCAAGACACGGUGAACAUGAAUUAAUAUUUCUUUUAUGUCUUGCUUUUUUUUUUUUAAGACUAUUUUUUUUUGGGCAUUUUGCUGCUUUAUUAGAUAGUAACAGAUAGAAAGGGGGAGACAGAGGGGAAGACAUGCGGCAAAGGGGCCUCAGGCCGGAUUCGAACCCAGGUCCGCCGCAGCAAGGACUCAGCCUUAAUGGUAAGCACUCUACCAGUGUGAGCCACCAGGCCGCCGCGUUAUGUCUUGCUUUUUAACAUUAUUGUACAGCAAGUACAUUUGGGGGCUAAUAAACAAAGCAUAAGAUAAAUGUUUCUACUUAUUUUUUUAAAGCCAGAUUUCUAGAGAAUUAUUUUAUCAUGUCAGAUAAUAAUCUGUGAAGGCUGUUAUUUUACAUUUUGUCUUACAGGUAAUCAAUCACCAGUCCAUUACAAGUCAAAUCAUAUCUACUGUCACACUUUUUAAAAGUAUAUGAAAUGGAGGAAACUUUCGCACUUGUAGGACACCCACACCAGUACAUCAGAACCAGUAGAGCACCGGAAAAAAAUAAUAAUCAACUGAACGAUUAUCUUAUCUAAAUAAGGGAUGGUGCUAAGUACUGAGCAAAUAACACUUAAAGUUUUUAAACAAGGGAUAAAAAAAGGUGGUCAAAUCAAGUUAAAAAGUAACAGGUUCCUUAUCAAAGCACAGAGAGUAACAUUAAUAUCUAAUAUCCCUUCGGGGAUGAAUAAAGUAAUCUAGCCAUCAAUCUAUCUAUCUAUUAAUGACCAGAUAAAAUACAAAAACACCUGUAUGAUGCAAUGCAAUGUCUCAUCUUGAAAUAAGAUUAGAUAUAAAGUUUAGAGCCAAUUAAGUCAUCUAAGUGAUGACUCAGUUGCAUGUGGCUGUUCAGGUUUCAAUUGAUCAAUGGAGGAGCAAAUCUGCAUAUUUAUGGAGCAAGUAGAACAUUGUUCCAAGUAUGUUUGGAGAACUGGGCAGAAAAAAAUUCUGGUCAGUGUAGUGUUAAAAAAUAUGAAGUGUGAUUUCAAUUACACUGACUCCGGUAGACAAAGGCUCUGAGGUGAGUUGUGCAGUCGUCUUGGAGCUCUGAUGACUGCAGCUCGUCCACUCACCUUGCCCUGCUUGAGGAAACAUGUUGUCACAAGGGUUAGAGGGCUUUCAUUAUGGCUUGAGCUGUGCUUUGUCUAAUAAAAUCUUGCAACAUGUCUUAGCCCCAACACUUAACCCUCCUAUUAUGUUCGUUUCUCAGGAACAUCAAUAAUGUUUGUGGGUCAAUUUGACCCAAAGCAUGUUUAAUUAUCCAAGUGUCAGAAACUAAAAAAUCCCAAUAAACAUUGUUUAUAUUUCAUUAAACUCCAUUAAUAACCAUCUCAAUCAAUAUUUAGUGCAAUGGUGUUCUUUACCUCUCACAGAUCAGGUUCAAUGAGGAUAAUUUACCCGUUUUUCAUAAGAAAUGCAUGUUAAAACUUUUUUAUGUACAUUGGAAAGACCUACAUAUAACUACAAUAGUUUUAAAUGACAUAGAAUAAUUCAAAAUAAUAUUUUUCUUUUAUUUUUUUCUUUUACGGAGUGAUGUUGAUAAAUAAACUUAAGUCACCUCUUCUGUUCAGGAUCAGAUUGACCAUUGAACAGUACCUAUGUAAAAUAAACAUGCAAAUAUGUGAAAUGAA